This is a messenger RNA of Zootoca vivipara (common lizard), 576 nucleotides long. RefSeq names its product dual specificity phosphatase 18 (gene DUSP18). Gene Ontology annotation, biological process: peptidyl-tyrosine dephosphorylation. Lineage: Eukaryota; Metazoa; Chordata; Lepidosauria; Squamata; Lacertidae. Gene Ontology annotation, cellular component: cytoplasm. The record is from RefSeq and is a predicted model, not a curated record. Gene Ontology annotation, molecular function: protein tyrosine phosphatase activity; MAP kinase tyrosine/serine/threonine phosphatase activity.
UUCGCCUUGAUGAACGCAGCAUUUGGAACCAUCCCUAUCCUACUCAGGCACCCGUCUGUCUACGGCCUUUCCCGGAUCACGAACAGCCUGUUCCUCAGUAAUGGCGAGGCCGCCAACAACAAGCACUUCCUCUACGCCAACCAGAUCACCACAGUUAUCAAUGUUUCGGUGGAGGUGGUCAACACUUACUUCCCAGACAUUUACUACAUCCACGUCCCCAUAACAGACUCCCCCUCGUCCCGCCUUUUGGACUUCUUCGACCCCGUAGCCGAUAAGAUCCGCACCGUGGAAUCAAACCAAGGCCGGACGCUAGUGCACUGCGCUGCGGGUGUCAGCCGAUCCUCCGCUCUGUGUAUCGCCUACCUAAUGAAAUACCACUCGAUGUCUCUGGCAAACGCCCACGCCUGGGUCAAGUGCUGCCGGCCCAUCGUCCGGCCCAACAACGGCUUUUGGCAGCAGCUCAUCCAGUACGAGCAGAAACUCUUUGGGAAAACCAGCGUCAAGAUGGUCCAGUCCCCGCUGGGGGUGAUUCCUGACCUCUACGAAAACGAAGUCAGGGUCAUGAUAGCCUUGUGA